Sorghum bicolor (sorghum) is the source of this 1116-nucleotide messenger RNA. Its product is annotated as flowering-promoting factor 1-like protein 5. Gene Ontology annotation, biological process: regulation of flower development. The record is from RefSeq and is a predicted model, not a curated record. The transcript has a single exon. Lineage: Eukaryota; Viridiplantae; Streptophyta; Magnoliopsida; Poales; Poaceae. The coding region runs from base 314 to 631 and encodes 105 amino acids.
UAUGGGCACAUAGUGGCUGGCUGGCAUGCUUGCAUGAAGCGAUCCCAGACGGACGGCCACCCCUAUCUCGAUCGCAUCUGCACCAGCAGAGAGAGACACAGCAAGCAAGUUCAUGCUCUGCGCCGGCCGGCCGGCUGCCCGGGCCCUACUACUAGUAGACUGGUGGUGCAAUCCGGCCGCCUAUUUAUAGGCACAGUCGUCAGACGGAACAGCAGCAGUGCCAGCAGGUAGCUAGCGGCAUCACCGUGCAGUAGCAGUAGAGAGGCAGGCAACAAGGCAGGAACAGACCGCCGAUAUAUAGGAUCAUCGAUCGAUGUCUGGGUCGGGCGCCGGCGUUUGGGUGUUCAAGAACGGCGUGAUGCAGCUGGAGCAGCCGGCGGCGGCGAGCCGGAAGGCGCUGGUGUACGUGCCGACGAACGAGGUGGUGCGGUCGGUGGAGGCGCUGGAGCGGCGGCUGGGGACGCUGGGGUGGGAGCGCUACUACGAGAACCGAAGCAUCGUGCAGCUCCACAAGCGCGACGGCGGCGCCGACCUCAUCACCAUCCCGCGCGACUUCGCCAACCUCCGCUCCACCCACAUGUACGACGUCGUCGUCAAGAACCGCGACCACUUCAAGGUCGUCGACGCCUAAUAAGCUCUACCAGCUAGCAGCUAGCUGCACCCAUCCAUCGUCCACGAUCGAUCUUCUUAUCUCGCCAAUUCGGCAUGCAUGCGUUGCGUGUGCCAGCAGUGUACAGCUGCUGAUCGAUAUGCCUGCAGCAGUUAUAUAGCAAGUCUAGCUAUAUAUACUGAAUAUAUACGAACAAACAUAUGCAUAUACAUAUGUAUGUGUGCAGAGUGCGUGUGUGUGUACGCAGGUACAUAUAUAUUGCUUUCGUUUGGCUUGGCUUAAAUUAGUUGCACGUCUAAGAUGAGUUUUUGUGUGUGUGAAAGUGAGAGAUAAAUACGUCUAAUUAGAGGACGAGUUUGUGGGUGUGUGUGUGUGUGUGUGUGUGUGAGAGAGAGAGAGAGAGAGAGAAACUAAACUGCGCGCUAAAUAUUGUACUGAUGUUGUGUUUGGUACUGUAUAUUGCCUUUUGGAUUUUGUUUGUGUGAAAUCAGGCCUUGUUUAGUUCA